UUUCACCAGAUGCGCCGCUGCCUGGCUGCCUCCGCGCAGGCGCAGGCCACCAGGCGUCAUCUGCUCUGCCUCGCCGCCGCGCCCUUUAUUACCCCCUCAAUCGUCGGCAAUCGACGAAGCAAACCAGUCGGCAUUCGACGAAGCAAACCAACAACCAAAAACUUGGAGAACCCAUCCCCAUCGACCAAAAAAUGGCGCCCGACUCCGCCCUGCCCGCGACGGUCGACGGCAGCGCCCUCGCGGGACUAGCACUCGCCGCGGCCGGCGCACGGCAUAUGUUCGGGGUGGUCGGCAUCCCUGUCACCUCCCUCGCCUCCCGCGCCGCCGCCGCAGGGGUCCGCUUCCUCGCCUUCCGCAACGAGCAGUCCGCGGGCUACGCCGCCGCCGCCUACGGCUUCCUCACCGGCUCCCCUGGCCUGCUCCUUACCGUCUCCGGGCCCGGCUGCGUCCACGGACUCGCGGGCCUCUCCCACGCCACCGCCAACGCCUGGCCGCUCCUCCUGAUCUCAGGCUCCUGCUCCCAGCACGACGCCGGCAAGGGCGACUUCCAGGAGCUCGACCAGAUCGCCGCCACCAAGCCCUUCGCCAAGCUCGCCGUCAAGGCCACCUCCAUCGCAGACAUCCCCCGCCUUGUCUUCCAGGCCCUUGCCGCCACCGUCGCGGGCCGCCCCGGCGGGUGCUACCUGGACAUCCCAUCUGACGUCCUCCACCAAACCCUCACCGGAUCCGAGGCAGCCUCUCUUAUAGCCGCGGCCGCGGCGGCCGAUUCUGCCGAUUCUUCCCCACCGAAGGACAAGGCCCUAGGCGAGGGUAUCGUGAAGGCCGCAGAGCUGCUCCGGCGGGCGGAACGGCCUCUGGUUGUAGUUGGGAAAGGUGCAGCAUACGCCCGUGCUGAGGAAGUGAUCCAGAAGCUCGUGGACACCACAGGCAUCCCCUUCCUCCCGACUCCGAUGGGGAAGGGCGUCGUGCCAGAUGUGCACCCACUGUCUGCCACCGCCGCCCGUUCCCUCGCGAUUGGGCAGUGCGAUGUGGCGCUUGUUGUCGGUGCGAGGCUGAAUUGGUUGCUUCACUUUGGUGAACCGCCCAAGUGGUCCAAGGAUGUGACGUUCAUACUUGUGGACGUCUGUGAGGAUGAGAUUGAGCUUCGGAAGCCGCAAGUGGGUCUUGUUGGGGAUGCAAAGAGAGUCAUUGAGCUCCUCAACAGGGAGAUCAAGGACCAGCCAUUCUGCUUGGCACGGUCGCACCCAUGGGUUGAUGCAAUCACCAAGAAGACAAAGGAUAAUGUGCUUAAGAUGGAGGCACAACUUGUGAAGGAUGUUGUGCCAUUCAAUUUCAUGACACCCAUGCGGAUUAUUCGAGAUGCAAUCCUUGCGGAGGGGAGCCCUGCUCCAGUAGUAGUCUCAGAAGGAGCGAAUACCAUGGACGUUGGCAGGGCUGUGCUUGUGCAGAAUGAGCCAAGGACAAGAUUGGAUGCAGGGACAUGGGGGACAAUGGGUGUCGGGUUGGGGUACUGUGUUGCGGCUGCAGUGGCUGAGCCAGGACGACUUGUGGUUGCUGUUGAGGGCGAUUCUGGAUUUGGAUUCAGUGCAAUGGAGGUUGAGACAUUAGUAAGGUACCAGCUUCCUGUUGUUGUAAUUGUUUUCAACAACAAUGGUGUCUACGGUGGUGACAGAAGAAGCCCUGAUGAAUUAACCGGACCAUACAAAGAUGACCCUGCCCCAACUUCUUUCGUUCCUGCUGCAGCCUACCACAAAAUGAUGGAAGCUUUUGGAGGAAAAGGUUAUCUUGUUGAGACACCAGAAGAGCUAAAGUCUGCUCUUUCAGAAUCAUUUCAUGCCAGGAAGCCAGCAGUGAUUAAUGUCAUCAUUGAUCCUUACGCGGGUGCAGAGAGUGGCCGAAUGCAACAUAAGAACUGAAUGCCUUACUGUACCAUAUCCUAGCAGGAUGCAGGUGCUGAGUUAAUAAGCUUAAUGUCCUUCACGGAAUCGUUUGUGUAUGCAGACACACACCCUAUCAAAAUUAAAAUGGACCGCCAAGGAUCUAGAUCUCAACUUAUUUCUUGCUGCCCCUGAAAUAAGUAAGCCCUUCUGGAUAGUCUUUGCCCUGGUCUAUAGUACGUCAUGGGCAUCAUAUUGUCCCUUUGUGCAAUGUAUUGUGUUUGUGGACAUGUAAGCAUAAGUGGAGUAUAGUAAAAUAUGUUGAUACACUCUUGGCAUGGAUGGUGCACAAGUUUGUGGACACAUCACACAUGUAUGUAUAAUUCGUGCUAUUCAAGUCACCAGACCUCACGUUAACCUUUUGCCAGAAAA
Molecule: messenger RNA, 2309 nt
Organism: Brachypodium distachyon (stiff brome)
Lineage: Eukaryota; Viridiplantae; Streptophyta; Magnoliopsida; Poales; Poaceae
Product: 2-hydroxyacyl-CoA lyase
Exons: 2
Coding region: 192-1916 (574 amino acids)
Biological process (GO): fatty acid alpha-oxidation
Cellular component (GO): peroxisome
Molecular function (GO): thiamine pyrophosphate binding; catalytic activity; magnesium ion binding
Source: RefSeq, a predicted model, not a curated record